Leopardus geoffroyi (Geoffroy's cat) is the source of this 2543-nucleotide messenger RNA. Its product is annotated as NXPE family member 3-like. The record is from RefSeq and is a predicted model, not a curated record. The coding region runs from base 536 to 2323 and encodes 595 amino acids. Lineage: Eukaryota; Metazoa; Chordata; Mammalia; Carnivora; Felidae. The transcript has 9 exons.
GGGUGUGCGCCUGCGCGCAGAGGGCUCGGCGUUUUCCAUGAGCUGGGAUUGCAGUUGAGAGUGUGACAGCGAGUGAGAGAAUAAAGUGAAAUGCAGAGUGAAGAGCUAUUCAAAUGCUAUUUUUAUACCUACUCCAGGCAGCUCUCUGUUUAAGACAGGGGUUUGUUCCCAAAGCGGCUUUUCCUCCUGGGAUUCUGUGAGGAACGGUGUGAUGAGACAGAGAUGGAGUAGGGGUAGGAGCAGAGAGAGAGAGAGAGGAGAGAGAAUCCCAAGCAGAUUCCAUGCUGUCACCAAAGAGCCUGAUGUGGGCCUCCAUCCCAUGAACUGUGAGAUCAUGACCUGAACCAAAACCAGGAGUUGAACGCUUAACUGAUUGAGACUCAGCAGGUUCCAGAGGGUAGAUUUACAGCAAGUUCUGCUGCUGUGACUCCACAGUGACUUCUCUGCCAUUCAGUGGGCCGUGACUUGAGUCAUCUCCAAAAGAUCUGGAUCUCAGCCCUAGGAGAAGUAGCUGCCUCUUAUCUCUGCUAUUCUUAUGAAUCGUUGUUCUUGGGAAGAAUCCACUCUGACUCUCUCAGAAUUGCUGGAUCAUAAUUGCUCCAAGGGUGUGUUGAAACUUCUCCACUGGACAUUUGAACUUCUACAAAAGUCAUCUCAUCCAUGGGUCUUGAUUACACACCAGAUGUCUAGUAAACAACUCCAGGCUUCCACAGACCUAUUCAUCAGACCGUUCAGGUGGCACAUGAUUGUGAUUGUGGGAUCAGUCAUUGCAAUCUGUAUCUUGUACAUCAGAGUUUCCUGGCCUAACAGCAUGGUCCCUCUGCCCCCACAGCCCAGCCUCGCCUGCAAGUCCUCUGGCUCUCUCCCCAAGGAGCUCUCGGACCUGACCCAUCUUCUGCACUGGCCUCCCACCCCAGGAGAUGCGGGGGACCUUUUGGCCUCCACCAGUCCCCAGACUUCCACCUACCACCUGAGGGAUCGUUCCCAGGCCAGCUACACCCUGGGAGGCUCCCUAGAGGCCAUCCUUGUCGCCAGAGACCACCAGGGCAGGCCCAAGACCUGUGGUGGAGAUCUGUUUCGGGCACAGCUGCUGGGUCCCCACCUGAAGGCAGGAGUCCCUGGGGAUAUCCAGGAUCUGGAGAAUGGCACCUACCUGUUGUCCUUCCCUCUGCUGUGGGCUGGGCAAGCCCAGGUGCGAGUGCAGCUGAUCCACUCCAGCGAGGCAGUUAGGGUCCUGCGGGGAAUCUGGAGAGACCAAUGGGCCACAGUUGAUUUCAUGGGCUAUUUCCGAGGACCCACAGGAUAUGAAGAAAUUGUGACUUGCAAUGUUAACCCCCUGCUAACUGGGGAGGAAGAGUCUACCUGUCACUACAAGGAUGAAGAUUCUGGUGAGCUCUGGUUCUGUGCUCGACCCCCAACCCUGCCCUGCAACUCACUGGUAGGGCAUUCAAGUGGACAUUACUGGAAUGUGACCACACCACACGAGGAGGCCCUGCUGGCAUGGAACGUGACAGACAAGGUCCUCCCUCAGGGUAUUUCUCCAAUCUGGGUGGCCAAGGAGAGCAACAAGAGUCUGGUUCUGUCCCCUCGACAACCAUGCCACCCUGGGAUCCCAGGCCCAAAGCCCUCUGGCUUCUACCACCAAGAUGUGUGGCACUCACUGUCCUGCUCCGGACGCGCCUUCUCCACUGUUGACAGCAUCCUGGGCUGCCUGGCUGGUCACGUCGUCCACAUGAUGGGGGACUCCACACUUCGGCAGUGGUGGGAGUACCUGCGUGACACUGUGCCCUCCCUGAAGCCUAUGGAUCUACACACCACAUAUCAGACGGGGCCCCUGAUGGCGGUGGAGACCGCUCGGGGCAUAGUGCUGCACUGGCGGGCCCACAGCUGGCCCCUGCGCUCCCUGCACACACCAGUGGCCUCCCUGCACUCUGUGGCCCGGGAACUGGGGGGCCUGGCCAGGGGCCCCCACACAGUGGUGGUGCUGGGCCUGGGCGCCCACUUCACCACCUUUCCCCCAUCUGUCUUUGUGCAACGACUCGCAGGGAUCAGGGCAGCUGUGGCUGCGCUGCUGGCCCGCAAGCCCCGCACUCUCGUGGUCAUCAAGCUGGCCAGUACCGGCUACAAGUCUGUGUAUGGCAGUGACUGGUUCACCCUCCAGGUGAACCGGCUUCUCCGAGCAGCCUUUGCUGACCUCCGUGUGGCCUUUGUGGACGCCUGGGAAAUGACCUCCAGUCUGGCUCUGCCCGACAGGAUCCACCCAGGGCGGCUUAUUGUCCGCAAUGAGGUCAACUUCCUCCUGUCCUUCAUUUGCCCCAUUUGAGCGCUUCUGCGGGUCCUGGGCUGUGUGGAUGGAGGUGCUGGUGUGAGGAUCAAGCCUGGAAGCCCUUCCCCUCAGCUGUCUGUACCUCUUCUCUUAACUUUUAGUUUGUUUGUUUGUUUGUUUGUUUUGGAUGAGGGAAAAAAAGAUUUUUUAUUGUAUUUUAAUUCAAACUUAUUGGGUUCCUGGUGAGUUUUAAAUUUAAAAUACUUUAUUAGCCAAU